CGUCGCCGGGGAGGAGAGGCUGACGCACUUCCGGGACCGCCCCUUCUUCGGAUGCAACUUCCUGCCCCUUUCCUAGGGCUGCCGGCGCGAGACGCCGUUGCCAUGGCAGCGGUCGGGGCACCAGGCUAGGAUUUGUAGGCGAUCACAGCAGCAGCAGGCGCGCAGGGGACAGUUCAUGAGCCGACCAGACACUGGGGCUGAGGCUGCAACGCAGGAGACUGGGGAGACGUCCUAUAUCACCCUCCGGACACUCUCCGCCCGCACCUCACGACUUUGGCUCCCCUCUCCUUUAGUCCUAAGGGAUCCAGGCAAUUAGCAAUCCUGAGUCAGAGGCUGUCAACUCAUUUUAGAAUUUCCAAAGUGUUUGAUGACCUUGAAUCUCAGCAGGGGCACUGGCCAGGAGAACCAGAGUUCAGGAGUUGAUAUCUCAAAUGGUCCCAGAUGGCAGCUAUAGUUAUUUGAGGGUGAACAGAGCCUCAGGUUCCUCACCUGUGUAAAGGAGGCAGAUUCAGGAAGUAACACACACUAGGUCCUUGUGGUCAGGGCCUAACACCAUUAAAGUACAACCUCUGUGCUCAGGCUCAAGACACUGAAGAGCUACUUGGGGCCAGCCCUGCACUGGAUAUAGGAAGCCAGGGACCUGGAUGAGCCUCUGACCCUGAACCCCAGAGCCCACAGGCUAGUCUGACAGCCAGACAUACUCAGGCAUUCAGCUUCACCGGCAGGCACCUGUGCAGAGGAGCCACGAGGAUGGCGCACUUGCUGGGCAGCCAGUCCUGCAUGGACAGCCUGCGCAAGGACCUCACCGACUUACAGGGCGCCAUUGUGGAUGUGUUCUCUCGUGCUGGGCCUGUGCGCUUCCCCUCCUGGAAGUUCCCUGACCGUGUGGCUUGCGACCUGGACAUGGUGGCCCUGCUAGAGCACUAUGACCAUGUGCCAGGUGACCCCGAGUUCACGCAGCUGUCCCAUGCUGUUCUGCUGGAGCUGGUCAUCGACAGGCUCCUGCUGCUGCUUCAGAGCUGUGCCAGCUACUUGGAGAACCUUGGUUCAGAGCAAACGGUGCCCUCUGCCCAGGCUGUGGGGCGCUGCAUGUCUGUGGGGCUCACAGCGCGGUGCUUUUGGAACAGCCUACUGAGGCUGGGCAUGCUUUACAAGCAGGCAGCCCCACAGAAAAGGGUAAACCAAGGAGAGACCCUCACCUCCAAGCCCACAGCCAAGGGUGAGCCAGCCAGGAGCCCUGAAUUUGUGACUGCCAAGUUCAUCAAGCCCCCCUCCCCAAUGCCGGGCUCGCCCCAGACCUGCCAGGAGCCAGACAGCCUCCCUGCCAGAGUAUCCCUGCAAUGUCCAGCCAGGACCGUCAAGAACAGUAGGAGCGUCCACUCCCAGACUGUGGAGACGGCCCUGGUGCCCUGUGAUGCAUGCAUCAGUGUCCAGGGAAGCCUGCAGGAGGUGGGCAACAUGGUCAUCAGCCUAUGUCAGAGCCAGAACUUGCCCUCGUCCUUAGGCCAGUUCCAGCAGCUGGUGCAGGACAACAUGGGGCUCAGGCCGCUGCCGGCCGCCACCAUGGGCCACUGGGCGGCAGAGCAGAGCAAAGACCUGACACGCCUCAGUAAGCAUGUGGGGGCCCUCGCUCAGCUUGUUGGGCCCCUUAGGGCCCAGCUGGAGGAGGCUGAGGGCCAGAAGGAUGGACUGAGGAAGCAGGUGGGCGAGCUGGAGCAGGCACUGCAGCAGGAGCAGGGGGAACGGCGGCGACAGGCAGAUGAAGCCACGCAGCACCUGGUGGAGUGGGAGCGCAACAAGCAGCAACUGCUCACAGAAACAAGUGACCUCAGGAUGAAGGUGGCCACCCUGGAGAGGGAGCUGAAGCAGCAACAGGAGUCCAUGCAGGCUGUGGAGACCAAGGCCUGGCAGCUUCAAGAGGAGGCCGAGCGCAGGGCAGAGGCCGAGAGGCAGGUACACCGGCUGGAGGAGCAGGUGCAGGUGCUGGCAGGGCGGCUGGAUGGGGCCAGCCAGCAGAUCCGCUGGGCCAGCACAGAGGUGGACAAGGAGAAAGCCCGAGUUGACAGCAUGGUCCGCCACCAGGAGUCCCUGCAGUCCAAACAGCGAGCCCUGCUGCAGCAGCUGGACAGCCUGGACCAGGAACGUGAGGAGUUGCGGGGCAGGCUGGACAAGGCCGAGGCCCAGCAGGCCCACGUGGAGGAGCAGCUGCAGAAUGUACGGAGCGAGAGGGAGCAGGGGCAGAGCCAGCUCCUGGCCCAGCAGGAGCUACUGCAGAGCCUGCAGCGGGAGAAGCAAAGCCUGGAGCAGACCACGACAGAUCUGCAGUUGACCAUAUCGGGGAUGGAACGGGAGCUCGUGGAGCUGAGGGAGCGGGAGCGACUGCUGGUGGCCUUCCCAGACCUGCACAGACCCAUCGAGGCCCAGAUCCCAAGCUCCGGCAAUGUUACAGACGACAUGGAGAGGCAGGUGCAGGCCAACGACAUCCGCAUCCGGGUCCUGCAGGAGGAGAAUGGGCGGCUCCGGUCUAUGCUGUCCAAAAUCCGGGAAGUAGCCCAGCAGGGCGGCCUUAAGCUGAUUCCACAGGACCAGCUCUGGGCCCCUCACAACAAGGGCAUCCACGGAGCAGCGCCCCUGGCCCAGGCCCAGAACGCAUCCCCAGGGCCCCCGGACAGGCAGCACCUGCCCAGCAGCAGGACAGCCAGUGCGGGCAGGACCCUACCGUGCCAGCUCCGGGCAUCCCCACCUCAGCAGCCCUGCAGCCGGCCCAGCAAGCCCUCCUUGGAGGACAUGACCCACUCGACCAACUGUGCUCAGAACCCCAUCCGGGCCUUGGCCAGGCUGAGGAGGAGACUGUCACCAGGCCAACGCCAGGCCAGCCCUGCACAUCAGCCCCAGGAGCGGCCCACGUAGCCUGCUGUGGGGUGGGGCUAGAGGGCAGGUGUCUGGCAACCCACUCAAUGUAAUAAAGCCUUGGCCAUCUGCCCACAGCAA
Messenger RNA from Prionailurus viverrinus (fishing cat), 2991 nucleotides. RefSeq names its product coiled-coil domain containing 157 (gene CCDC157). The coding region runs from base 751 to 2910 and encodes 719 amino acids. The record is from RefSeq and is a predicted model, not a curated record. The transcript is spliced from 15 exons. Lineage: Eukaryota; Metazoa; Chordata; Mammalia; Carnivora; Felidae.